UAGCGGCCGGCGCCAUGAACGGAGUGUGGGUGCUGGAGAGGGACUGAGGGGACGGGCGACUGACCCGGCAGCCCCUGCCGCCAGGCUCAACGUGGACGGGCUGCUGGUCUAUUUCCCGUACGACUUCAUCUACCCGGAGCAGUUCUCCUACAUGCUGGAGCUCAAACGCACGCUGGAUGCCAAGGGUCACGGAGUCCUGGAGAUGCCCUCAGGCACCGGGAAGACCGUGUCCCUGUUGGCCCUGAUCAUGGCAUACCAGCGGGCGUAUCCGCUGGAGGUGACUAAACUCAUCUACUGCUCGAGGACUGUGCCCGAGAUUGAGAAGGUGAUUGAAGAGCUUCGAAAGUUACUCAGCUUCUAUGAGAAACAGGAGGGCGAGAAGCUGCCAUUCCUGGGGCUGGCUCUGAGCUCCCGGAAGAACCUGUGUAUUCACCCCGAGGUGACACCCCUGCGCUUUGGGAAGGACGUUGAUGGAAAAUGCCACAGCCUCACGGCCUCCUACGUGCGGGCGCAGUACCAGCAGGACCCCAGCCUGCCCCACUGCCGCUUCUAUGAGGAGUUUGAUGUCCAUGGGCGCCAGGUGCCCCUGCCGGCUGGCAUCUACAACCUGGACGACCUGAAGGCGCUGGGGCGGCGCCAGGGCUGGUGCCCGUACUUCCUUGCCCGGUACUCGAUCCUCCACGCCAACGUGGUGGUUUACAGCUACCACUACCUGCUGGACCCCAAGAUCGCCGACCUGGUGUCCAAGGAGCUGGCCCGCAAGGCUGUCGUCGUCUUCGACGAGGCCCACAACAUUGACAACGUCUGCAUCGAUUCCAUGAGUGUCAACCUCACGCGCCGGAUGCUGGAUCGGUGCCAGGGCAACCUGGAGACUCUGCAGAAGACGGUGCUCAGGAUCAAGGAGACCGACGAGCAGCGUCUGCGGGACGAGUACCGGCGCCUGGUGGAGGGGCUGCGGGAGGCCAGCGCCGCCCGGGAGACCGACGCCCACCUGGCCAACCCCGUGCUGCCCGACGAGGUGUUGCAGGAGGCGGUGCCAGGCUCCAUCCGCACGGCCGAGCACUUCCUGGGCUUCCUGCGGCGGCUGCUGGAGUACGUCAAGUGGCGGCUGCGGGUGCAGCAUGUGGUGCAGGAGAGCCCGCCCGCCUUCCUCAGCGGCCUGGCCCAGCGCGUCUGCAUCCAGCGCAAGCCCCUCAGAUUCUGCGCCGAGCGCCUGCGCUCCCUGCUGCACACCUUGGAGAUCGCGGACCUUGCCGACUUCUCCCCUCUCACGCUCCUCGCCAAUUUUGCCACCCUGGUCAGCACCUAUGCCAAGGGUUUCACCAUCAUCAUCGAGCCCUUUGAUGACAGGACCCCAACUAUCGCCAACCCCGUCCUGCACUUCAGCUGCAUGGACGCCUCGCUGGCCAUCAAACCCGUGUUUGAGCGCUUCCAGUCUGUCAUCAUCACAUCUGGGACGCUGUCCCCACUAGACAUCUACCCCAAGAUCCUGGACUUCCACCCCGUCACCAUGGCAACCUUUACCAUGACGUUGGCCCGGGUCUGCCUCUGCCCCAUGAUCAUCGGCCGUGGCAACGACCAGGUGGCCAUCAGCUCCAAGUUUGAGACCCGGGAAGAUAUUGCGGUGAUCCGGAACUACGGAAACCUCCUGCUGGAGAUGUCCGCUGUGGUCCCCGACGGCAUCGUGGCCUUCUUCACCAGCUACCAGUACAUGGAGAGCACUGUGGCCGCCUGGUACGAGCAGGGCAUCCUUGAAAACAUCCAGAGGAACAAGCUGCUCUUUAUCGAGACUCAAGAUGGGGCUGAGACCAGUGUCGCCCUAGAGAAGUACCAGGAGGCCUGCGAGAAUGGCCGUGGGGCCAUCCUGCUCUCGGUGGCCCGAGGCAAAGUGUCCGAGGGAAUCGAUUUUGUGCACCACUACGGGCGGGCCGUCAUCAUGUUCGGCGUGCCCUACGUGUACACCCAGAGCCGCAUUCUCAAGGCGCGGCUGGAAUACCUGCGGGACCAGUUCCAGAUUCGAGAGAAUGACUUUCUCACCUUCGACGCCAUGCGCCACGCAGCCCAGUGUGUGGGUCGGGCCAUCAGAGGCAAGACGGACUACGGCCUCAUGGUCUUCGCUGACAAGCGGUUCGCCCGGGCAGACAAGCGGGGGAAAUUGCCCCGCUGGAUCCAGGAGCACCUCACAGACGCCAACCUCAACCUGACCGUCGACGAGGGGGUCCAGGUCGCCAAGUACUUCCUGAGGCAGAUGGCACAGCCAUUCCACCGGGAGGACCAGCUGGGCCUGUCCCUGCUCAGCCUGGAGCAGCUCGAGUCGGAGGAGACGCUGCGGAGGAUAGAGCAGAUUGCGCAGCAGCUGUAGCACGAGCUGGGCGGGGCCGCCAAGGUGUGCGCGUGAUGCCCAGUCUUACCUGGCCCCGGGGAGGUGCUGGAAGGUCCCCGCAGGAAAUGUCAGGCGUGCAUUCUGGCUGCCAUAUCCACAGCCUUUAAUGGCAGGAGGAAGGACAGUGGGAGGCUCCCCUUCCCUCCCCACCCUCUCCCAUUCCUCCUGAGAUGCUGCGGCCGCGUGGUCUUGUCGCCUUUAUUGAGGGCCAAGGUCCUGGGUGCUGGCGCUGAGGGUCCGAGAAGCCUCACUCAGGUGCCGGCUGGAGAACUGGAAAGAGGCAUGGGGGGUAGGUGGGUGAGUGAGGCCCGGACCCAGCUCUGCUCCAGCUGCCACUAGGGCUACUCCCUGGCAGCCUGGCCGCCACUGGCUGUGUCACUCAUCCUCCUGUCCCCACCUCUCCCGCCUCUGCCUGGAUAACCCAUCCAGGCCCCUGUCCUGGGGUCCCUUCCCGUGCCAUCCCCCCCUUCCCUUGCCUCUGGGCCCGUCCUCGUGGUUCCCCACUCCCUCCUUGCCCCAGGGACCCCCCUCACCGGGAGCCCGGUAGCCCUUGGCCCAUCCACGUUCAGCACGUUGAGGGACACGGCUCUCUUCAUCCUGGAGGAGGUGGGGCACCCGUGAGUCCGGGCGUGUCGGGCUCCCGUCCUGGGGCAGACCCUCCCCAGGAGGCGCUUGUAUGUGUUGCGGGGGAGACGGGAGCCGUGGAAGGUUCUUGAGCAGGACAGGAGGGCUACAGAGGGGGCAUCUAUCCAGGCUCUCCCCCACUUGAUCCCACACUCACCCCGCUGCCCCUGCCGCCGCCUCCCCUCGGAGCCGGGAGACCAGCUUCUCGCUUCCCCGCCGGAUGGACUCCCGGAGCUUGGAGAAGGAACUGCUCCUCCGAAGGCUCUGGGAGGGGGGCGCCGGUCAGUCCUCCCAUCCAGCCGGUCCGCCCCCCCCAUCCCCUGGGAGCCGAGCGAAGCCCCUCCUCACCUGCUGUUCUGCACCCCCGGCUGUGCCUGUUUUUGGGGCUCCUAGGGAACAGAUGAGGACAUGGUAGUGGGGACCCUGUGCAGCCUCCUGGGGGAGGGCGGGGCUGGGGGCUCACCGAGGGGCGCGGGCAGGUCCUCCCUGCGGAGGAUUUCUUUGUACAGCUCUUCCGCCUGCUGGUACUUGUUCUGCUUCAGGUAGGCUGAGGCCUGCGGGGAGGCGAGGGCCUGGGUGAGCUUGGCUCAAAUCUGGGAGCUUCCCAGCCCGCCCCCUCCGGGAGACACCUAGGCUCACCCCACACUCCAGGCCUCAGCCUGCAGCAGAGUGGGCUCGGCGCCCGACCCCACCGCUUCCCCCAGGGCAGCUGCCUCCCUGGCUCAGAGCAGGAGCCUGCUCCCCCUCGACCUUAAGCCACACCUGGCUUUGCCUCCGUGUCCUCGUCUGCAGAAUGGGGCGGCAGGAGCACCUACCUCGUGGGGCCCUUGAAGAGAUGGGCAGUAUAGGGCAAGUGCUAGGAAGGGGUCUAGCUCAAUAAAUGCGCUCAUCUGUUCCUG
Molecule: messenger RNA, 3906 nt
Organism: Phacochoerus africanus (Common warthog)
Lineage: Eukaryota; Metazoa; Chordata; Mammalia; Artiodactyla; Suidae
Gene: ERCC2
Product: ERCC excision repair 2, TFIIH core complex helicase subunit
Exons: 23
Coding region: 152-2362 (736 amino acids)
Biological process (GO): nucleotide-excision repair; positive regulation of mitotic recombination; transcription by RNA polymerase II
Cellular component (GO): nucleus
Molecular function (GO): DNA helicase activity; hydrolase activity, acting on acid anhydrides, in phosphorus-containing anhydrides; ATP binding
Source: RefSeq, a predicted model, not a curated record